AUGCCACAGUGGUGGGUCGACUCUCGCAUCGAAGCCACCGUCACCCGGCCCUUCGUCCUGAGCCAGCUUCUCCCAGAUGAGAUUGAGCGCCUAGACCGUCCCGUCGCCUUUGGCGGCGAGGACCUCACCGAGCGCACCUACUGGGAGAGCAUCCGGAAUGAUGCCCCCCGCAUGUUCCUCAUCCUGGUCGACCUCGGCGUACCCGAUCAGAUCUUUGGAGUUAUUGACGAUGGUUGGGACGAUGCCGAGCUUCCCAUUGCCCUCGAGGACGUGGACCGGCUCGCCCUGACAGCAGUCCGCGACGAAAAGGUCGAAAAGAAGUUUUACCAGCGUCAAUUCCACUACCUCCUCAAGCCUCUGCAGCGCGGGAGCCACCUUGUGUACGGCGACCACGAGGUUGUGCCCCUCGAUGUUGUUGAGCGAUCUCCCCUGGCCACUCACAAGUCCCAUGCCAUCGACAAGGUGAAGCUCCCCAAUGUUUCGGGAGCGUUCUUUUGUCGCCGGCGAUAUUCCUUGGGCGCAGGGCCUGGUGCCAUACCGAUAUCCGAGUUUCUAGACGCCAUCCAAGGGAUCAAGGGGCUGCAGAACGAGCACAUGGUCUCGUACUGGGCGUCUUACACUCACAAUGGAUUCGGAUACGUUCUCUUCUCGCCGCCGAGCGACCUCACGCUCAAGUCGUUUCUGGCGACGACACCAUCUCAGUUCAAGCACCUGGCAAAGACACGCCGUAGGGAGCUCCUAAUGAACUGGAUUCUGUGCCUAGUCGACACCCUCUGCUAUCUCCAUAGCAAGAAUCGAUCGCACGGCUACAUCAAACCAUCAACCAUCUUCUUCACCAACCAGAACCACAUCUUCUUCUCUGACUCCACUCGACUAACUCCCGACGCUGUUAUUCUUCAUACGGAUAAGUCAUCUUUCGAUCGAGAAUGGUAUGACUAUGCAGCACCAGAGCAAUGGGCACGACCUGCGGGCGCGUCAAGUCCGCCAAACCGAUUCACGCCUCCCGAGGACACUCACUUUAGCAUGAUGCAGCACUACAACUCCAACUCGUCCACAGCAAUGUUUCUAGCCUCAAACGCGCAUCUAAGCGCCCAGCAGGCCGAUAUAUUCUCACUAGGAUGCAUCAUACUAGAAAUUCUAUCAUUGCUGGUCAAAAAGUCAUCAAGCAAGUUCGCGGCUUUCCGGUCUGCGAAACACAAGACGGCUGGGCGAGGUGGUGCGGUAUUGGACACAUCUUUCCACAAGAACCUGGGCCAAGUAGAAGCAUGGAUGUCGGGUCUCGCCAAAGACGCCUCUCGGAAAUCGUCGCCAGGCAAGGAUGACUCAAACUUCUUCCGAGGAGUCACACCCAUACUACAUGUGGUCACGGGUAUGUUGUCGGCCAAUCCAUAUGACCGGCCUCCUGCCAUUGAGGUACAGCAACGCAUCUACCAGAUCAUGACGGAGGUCUGCGGCAUCUCGGAGCCGCAUUGCGUGCAUCAAUACUCGCAAGACCUUGAAACCUCGUUUGGUGGGCUACAGAUCCAAUCCAAUGUUGGCAGCGUGAUGGGUCGGUCGCAGUAUCAAGCCAGCGUCGGUCACGGUACGAUGCGGACAUACCAGCACAGCCGGAAUAGCAGCAGUGGCGAGUACUCACAGGGUAGCCGCACGACGACCAGCAGCGAGGCCGAAGUGGAUGGUCUCUACAUGACUGGGCAUCCAAGUCCACCACAGAUGAUGCCGCAGGGCACUUGGUCGCGAAUGACCAAUGCUCAGGGCCAGCUCUAUGCGGCAGGUCCAUAA
Fusarium keratoplasticum is the source of this 1782-nucleotide messenger RNA. Its product is annotated as Protein kinase domain-containing protein. Gene Ontology annotation, biological process: protein phosphorylation. The transcript has a single exon. Lineage: Eukaryota; Fungi; Ascomycota; Sordariomycetes; Hypocreales; Nectriaceae. The coding region runs from base 1 to 1782 and encodes 593 amino acids. Gene Ontology annotation, molecular function: protein kinase activity; ATP binding. The record is from RefSeq and is a predicted model, not a curated record.